AUGACUGAUGAAGAUAGUGGUGUGGUUUUAUUUGAUUGUUCCGUAAGAUUAUAUUGUUAUGCUGAUAUUGAUUCAAUGUGUGCUGCUGAAAUAUUGAAAAAAUUAUUUUUCCAAGAACACGUCAUUUGGACCUUAAAACCAAUAAGAACUUACGAUGACUUUGAUAGACGGGAUUUUAAACCAAGUCCAGAUACGAAAUCGUUACGAGCUAUAAUUUUAUUGAAUUUUGGAUCAAACUUGGAGCUUGCCAGAGAGUUUGAUCUAACAGACAAUCCGCACGUAAAUAUUUAUGUGAUCGAUAGUCUCCACCCAGUCAAUUUGACAAACCUUUAUGAUAGAAAUUCUAAUAUAUUUAUUGUGUAUGACGAAGAGUCAUCGGAAUAUCCGGAAUAUAUAACGAAGGCUUUAAAGAAGGAAAGUGAAGAAGAGUUUCAAUAUAAUUCCGUUUUUACAGAUGAUUUCGGACGUCCAAUAACAUUGGAUGAGGCAGACAAUAUCGAAAAAGAACCUAAAAGACGUUAUGGAACUUCAAUUGCGUUAAUGACGUAUAUGCUUGCUUCAAAACUUCUGCUCAAGGAUAAUAACAUGUUAUGGUGA
Messenger RNA from Funneliformis mosseae, 597 nucleotides. Lineage: Eukaryota; Fungi; Glomeromycota; Glomeromycetes; Glomerales; Glomeraceae. The record is from the annotation of a GenBank genome assembly.